GAGAUCAUCAGAGUUAAAGAAAGCGUCACUGCGACUAUUUUGACUGACUCUGAUUUUUCGCGGCGACUCCUUGUGAGAUUCUCCGAUUGCUUCGCCUGAGCUUCUCUGGGUUUUACUUCGUCACUUCGAUCUUUGCUUUUCCGAUUUUUAGGGUUUUUUCUUUGGGGAAUUUCUGUUGAAGACUUUGCUGUAACAUGUCUGGAAGAAAAGAAACGGUUUUAGAUUUGGCCAAGUUUGUGGAUAAGGGUGUGCAAGUUAAGCUCACUGGUGGUAGACAAGUGACUGGAACUCUAAAAGGCUAUGACCAAUUGCUUAAUCUUGUUCUUGAUGAAGCAGUCGAGUUCGUUCGAGAUCACGAUGAUCCUUUGAAGACUACGGAUCAGACAAGACGCCUUGGUUUGAUUGUUUGCCGUGGAACAGCAGUGAUGCUUGUCUCACCAACCGAUGGCACUGAAGAAAUCGCUAACCCGUUCGUUCAAGCAGAAGCUGUCUAAAGACUUUCUUCCCAAACAAUAUGUCUCUCUAUUAGUUUAACUUGGCGAUUUAGAGAGUAUUUUAUCUGACUCUCUCGUGUGAUGUUGGAAACAUAUAUGUUCAAUUUAAACUAUUUGGAACAUCAUGGGCACUUCUUCUUGUUACCUAACUUGAAUUUAGUUGCGUUCUCAAA
This is a messenger RNA of Arabidopsis lyrata subsp. lyrata, 667 nucleotides long. RefSeq names its product sm-like protein LSM7. Gene Ontology annotation, cellular component: U2-type prespliceosome; catalytic step 2 spliceosome; spliceosomal tri-snRNP complex. Lineage: Eukaryota; Viridiplantae; Streptophyta; Magnoliopsida; Brassicales; Brassicaceae. Bases 195 to 494 code for a protein of 99 amino acids. The transcript has 6 exons. Gene Ontology annotation, biological process: mRNA splicing, via spliceosome; nuclear-transcribed mRNA catabolic process. Gene Ontology annotation, molecular function: RNA binding. The record is from RefSeq and is a predicted model, not a curated record.